AUGCGUUUCCCAUUCAUCAUUGCAUAUCUACUGGCUCUCGCCUGCAUCGCUUCAGCAUCGAUUGACGUCUGUGCCACCGCUACCGGAGACCAGGCUCCACAAGUCAUAUUCCCCAAGAACUCAAAGUUCGCCAUUCUCCUCAAGCCUCUCCGAGGUGUCAUCGAUGCCUUCUACAAACGACUUCCCUACAAGAACAAGAAGGAGACUGAACGCCAGCCUUGGACCAUCACCACUUAUCCGAGUUACGCCCACAAAACCGACGAUGGAUGGAGAGCCCACAUUCACGGCAAUAUCCACCGUCGACAACCCUACGAUGAGGUUCAACUGAACAAGAUUCUCAAUGGGUUCCUCAUCCGUACUCGCCUCGAAGUCAAGAAGUGGAAGUUUUGGGAAGCUGGCUACCACACACUGACAGAAACGGAGCUCGCACAAGGAAGGCCACUGGCGCUCGAAAUUGCCUCAGUACCCAUCUGCCACGCCACCAUCGGCGCUGUCAUUGAUGCUUGUGGCGAAGGCUCUAUUCUCCCAGUUGCAAGCAACCAGGAAGGCUCGUUCUACGGCACGACCUCCAUAUCCGACUCAUGUGCUCUCGCGAACAACAAGAGCUCCAUUGACAUCCCCUCUCAGAGAUUCUCCCUUGUCCCUUGCAAUCUCCGUAUCGGUUCCGGCAUCGACAAGGACGUUCCCAACUCUGCGGAUGUCUUGUUCGUCCCUCCAAGAGGUAUUACCAUCAUUGCCGACCUGGAUGACGUACUGCGAGUCACGGACAAUUGGAAUGUGAAACAAACACUCUUGAAUGUUUUCGUUCGUCCAUUCAUGCCAUGGAGAGACAUGCCGGCGGUGCUGUGGGAUCUCAAGAGACGCAUCGAGGCUGAAGGCCAGAAUGUGCACUUCCAUUAUCUGACAGACGCUCCCGAGGCCAUAUCCAGCUCUUACACCGAUCACAUCUUCGACAAGUAUCCCAAGGGGUCGUUUGACUUUCGUCCAAUGAACUUCACCAAGACCGGCGAGAUGCUCAAUGCCCGUAAGCACAAUGUCAGGAGACUUAUGGAGAGCUUUCCCGGGCGAAGAUUCAUCUCAAUUUACGAUACCAACAACAACAUGAAAAGAUUUCCGGAAGACAUGGGCGAAUGGUAUCCUCGCAUUCAAUGCCUCCUUAUUCGAGAUACCCCAGCUACUGAGAGGUCGGACUGGGUCACUCCUGACACCCGCCCCUUUUUCGAUCUUGAUGAUACAGAGUAUCUCUUCUUCCGCAUCCCAGACGACCUCAAGCGACUCUCGGGAAAACAUCUGGCAUCACUUGCACCACAGACCAACGAAGAGACAAGAACCUUCGGCUGCUUCGACUCCGAUCACAAGUUGGUCCAGGCCAUGGAGCCUAGCACUUCACGUUGGACCAAGGUCAAGAGUUUUGCCAGGGCGGCUUGGUGGAACCUCAAGUGUGCUGCAAUCUUACCAAUGUGGAGACCCAACGAGAAGUGUCCCUUCGACCGUCUUCCGAAUGAGACGUAUUACGAUGGCAUGAUAGAGCCAGAAGUGGAGGUGGAGCCCUACACCGAUAACAUGCCUUGGCAAGAAUAUAUCGUACCGAGUCGCCCAGACAAACCAGCAGAACCAGAGCGAGAGGACGAUCCAGAUGAUGAUGAGGACCCUGAUCCUGAGAAAGAAGAUGGCGACGACCCGGAUGAUGAUGAGGACCCAGACGAUGACGACGACCCAGAUGGUGAAGAUACUGAUGAUGACGACGAAGAAGAGGAUGGAGGUCACCAUGAGAAAGGUCAUGACCAGGCAGGACACGACGGACAUUGA
Molecule: messenger RNA, 1809 nt
Organism: Aureobasidium musti
Lineage: Eukaryota; Fungi; Ascomycota; Dothideomycetes; Dothideales; Saccotheciaceae
Source: the annotation of a GenBank genome assembly